Molecule: messenger RNA, 1589 nt
Organism: Erythranthe guttata (spotted monkey flower)
Lineage: Eukaryota; Viridiplantae; Streptophyta; Magnoliopsida; Lamiales; Phrymaceae
Product: amino acid transporter AVT6C
Biological process (GO): amino acid transmembrane transport
Cellular component (GO): membrane
Molecular function (GO): L-amino acid transmembrane transporter activity
Source: RefSeq, a predicted model, not a curated record
CGUUAACGGAUCCAAAUAAUAAUUCAACCACACAACAGAAAUUUCAGAAAGGACCCACCGGAAAACUCCCCCAGGCAUGGCUCCGGCGAGCGAUGCCACCGGGGCCGACGCGCCGCUCCUCCCCCCCCACCACCACCACGAGGUGGGCCGGCCGCGGAAACCAGCGUCGGUGGCGGGGGCAGUUUUCAACGUGUCGACGAGCAUAAUCGGAGCGGGGAUUAUGUCGAUUCCGGCGACUCUGAAAGUCCUGGGAGUUGUUCCGGCGUUCGUGAUGAUAGUUCUGAUAGCAGUCGUGGUGGAUGUAUCCGUGGAGUUCCUGUUGAGGUUCACUUACUCCGGCGAGUCCAGAACCUACGCCGCCCUAAUGAGGGAGUCUUUCGGCCGGCUGGGCUCCGUCGCCGUUCAGAUAUGUGUCAUGAUUACCAAUCUCGGCUGCCUCAUCAUGUACCUCAUUAUCAUCGGGGAUGUCCUUUCCGGGACAGGGCCUGAUCACUUGGGGGUUUUGCAAGAAUGGUUUGGGACCCACUGGUGGAAUUUACGAGCUGUUGCCCUCGUCUUCGUAGUUGUUUUCGUUAUGCUUCCACUUGUCCUGUUUCGUCGCGUAGAAUCGCUAUGGCUAAGUUCAGCUGUAUCGGUAUUCCUAGCAAUCGUGUUUGUCGGUAUAUGCUCUGUAAUGGCAAUCACAGCGCUCGUAAAAGGGGAGACGAGGACUCCAAGAAUCGUACCUCAAUUAGACAACGGCGUUUCGUUUUUCAACCUCUUCACAGCUAUCCCGGUUAUCGUCACAGCAUUCACAUUCCACUUCAACGUUCAUGCAAUUGGAGUCGAGCUAGGUAAACCGGAAGAAAUGAUCACCGCAGUGAAGAUCUCAUUAGUACUUUGUGCCGGCAUCUAUUUUGCGAUCGGGAUUUUCGGGUAUCUUUUGUUUGGGGAGUCUACAAUGGACGAUAUACUCGUGAACUUCGACCAGAGUACUUCUUCGUCCGGGAUAAGUUCGUUGCUGAACGACAUUGUUCGUUUGAGCUACGCGCUCCACCUCAUGCUGGUUUUCCCUCUCCUGAAUUUCUCAUUGAGGACGAACAUCGACGAGUUUCUGUUCGCGAAUAAGAAGCCGAUUUUGGCUUUGAACAACAAAAGAUUUGUCGUCCUCACUCUUGCUUUGCUGGUGUUGGCCUAUGUUCUGGCAAUAGUAAUUCCUAGUAUUUGGUACUUGUUCCAGUUCAUGGGAUCAACUUCUGCUGUCUGUUUAGCAUUCAUUUUUCCAGGUGCAGUUGUGUUGAGAGAUAAACAUGGGAUUAGUACAGGAAAGGACAGGAUUAUAGCAGGGAUUAUGAUAAUUCUGGCAGUAAUUACAAGCACCAUAGCUAUUUCAACCAAUAUAUAUAAGAUGGUUGUAUAAUAUAUAUUGUGUGCUUAUAGUUAUAUAGUGUGAGUGUAUCUUUUAAUUUUAAUUUUUCGUUGGAAUAUGUUGUUGUUAUGAUUAAAUUUAGGACCAAUUAGAUUGAAUUAUUGUAACAAUGAACUCGAUGGAAAUCCUCUUGGUGGAUGUAUAUCAAUAUCAUUGUUCAUAAAUUUUAUUGCAUCUAAUA